GUUGGCGGUGCGGAGCAAGUUCAACUUCGAUCUGGUUGACCGUGAAAAGUAGCAUCAGUAUUGGGUUGGGGCGACCUCGAGCACGUGCCCUGCCUUCGCCACCGACACUCGAUCGAGCGACUGCACAUCGCGAUGGACGUCGACUUCGAGAUGGACGAGUCCGAUCUCUUGUUUGGGAACGGCUCGGACUGCGACGACGACAAUCAACUCAGGAACGACGACGACGGAACGGAGAGUGGCUCGGAUGUUGCCACCGACGACGACAUGACGGACGAGCUGCCGUCGCGCCCGACCGUGACAUCCAUGGCCGGCCUCGCGAUCCCCACCCGCCGUGGCGCCCACACACCGGGCGUGGCUCCAUCGCUGAUCCGAAGUCGUUCGAUGCCCAACACAGCCAAAUACAUGUCGUCGAACGAGCAAAAGUGGCGCGUCAAGUACUUGAGCGCAUUGAAAGUCCAGUCCGCGGCGGUUGCAGCCGGAGACGAAUUCCAAUCCACGCCCGCGCCAUCGCCAAUGACGAACAAUAUUCCGCGCCAUUCUCGGCCUGGCGGCAUGAGUCCAUCAGUUCGCGGCGUCCGAACGCGCAAAAUGUCGUCGGACCCGAUCGUGAUCCCCACACACCAGCCACUGUCGCAAAGUCUGUCGGACAUCCAGCACCUGGACUGGAGACAACUCGAGUCACCGGAGCGGUACCAGAGCGAGCAAGAUGGAGCACGUCGGGACGAGCUCUUUGUGCCGCCGCACGAAAUGGUCGAGCGCGACUGCUUUUCGCUCGGCAUGAAGCACCACUUCAAGCCUAAACAAGGCAAGAUUUAGAGCCACCCGUCUUGGGGUCUCUGGGCGAGUCGAUAGAAGACUCGGGACAGAGCAAGGCGCUGUGCAAACGUCGAAGUUAACAUGUUGUUGGGAAUACACUGCGUACAGGAACGUGGCUCGGGUUCCUUGGAUGUGUCGACGGCCGACGCGCCCUUGAAGGAGGCGACAGUGGCUCAAGAGCCUGAGUCGAAACUUGCACCAGAGCCGAUCUCAGAUGAUCUCAGAUGUACACUCGAAAACGACAGAAUCACCGACCACCAGGACAACCCAGGACUCGUUGAAGCGCCAUGGCCACAGCGGAGUUUGCCACUACAACACGACAACGUAUCCACAAUUGCGGUGCUUCGUGCCGCCAGCAGGAUGGGGAGGUGUCAUCCAGAUGGCACUAGCUAGCGUCCAUGGAGGAACCCAAGGGACACCAAAGACCACACGACAGGCGGUCGGCCCCGCACUGACGAGGUAUCCUCUGUGAGGUCGAGCGACCUCUCUUCUGGUGCUUGGGCUGCUGUCCCGAUUCGUCCGGAACCGAGAAAGAUGUCCAUGAACAACCUGACCGAUUCUCCCUGCUGCGCGCACCCAUGCAUUGCAUUCUAACAAUAUUACAAAGGAUGUUAUUAUUGUUGUAAUUGGUACAAUAAUUCGAUG
Aphanomyces invadans is the source of this 1461-nucleotide messenger RNA. RefSeq lists its product as hypothetical. Bases 133 to 816 code for a protein of 227 amino acids. The record is from RefSeq and is a predicted model, not a curated record. Lineage: Eukaryota; Oomycota; Saprolegniomycetes; Saprolegniales; Verrucalvaceae. The transcript is spliced from 3 exons.